This is a messenger RNA of Oryzias latipes (Japanese medaka), 2880 nucleotides long. RefSeq names its product peroxisomal biogenesis factor 5-like a (gene pex5la). The record is from RefSeq and is a predicted model, not a curated record. Gene Ontology annotation, molecular function: protein binding. NCBI's taxonomy places the organism in Eukaryota, Metazoa, Chordata, Actinopteri, Beloniformes, Adrianichthyidae. Gene Ontology annotation, biological process: protein import into peroxisome matrix, docking. Gene Ontology annotation, cellular component: cytosol; peroxisomal membrane.
GUGCUCAUCCUCCGAGGUGAGAGAUAAAUGUGCUUGCGUGCCUCCUUAUGGAGUAGAUACGUCAGCACUGGAGGAGGCGCCAGAGGGCUGGCUUGGAGAGGCUGCUGGGCAGGGGAGAAGAGUGCGCGAUAACAAGAAAAUGAACCGAAAGUAGCGUCAAACAUUCAGUCUGGAGAGGAGAGGAAGGGAGAAAUGCUGGAAAACUGACUGGGAUGAAAAACUCCGAGCCAAGACGCUGUGUUUUACUACCAAAGAAUAGUUUUUAAAUCAGUCUCCACGUCGCACAGAGGAACUGAAAUAUUCAAAUGUUUUAGGUUGUUGACCAAACUCCCGGCGCACCUCUCGCUGUCUGCGCGCAGAGAGAGACUGGAUGAGCUUGAAGUGUCAGCUCCAGCACCUGAGGAGAGGACAGCUCCUCACUGUCUGCUUCUUCGGACCUGCUCCUCAGAAACUCUGCGGCUUCUUUUAGUGCUCGCCUUUGCAGCCUGACUCUCUCUGGCUGCUCCAAGUCUGGAAAAAGAAGCAAAAAGAUCCGCCUGAGGAGAGACCCGCGGCAGACAGUGUUCUCAAUAUGUACCAGGGGCAUUCACAGGGGAAAGACUCUAGGGCUGCAGAUAAGACUGUUGCCAUGGUCCUGAAGGAGAUACCCAGUAAAGCAUCAUCAGAAGGGAAGCCCCUCCUCACAGUGACUACCAAGCUGGUGAGUGAGCAACAAGAGAGCCGGCCACUUCUCAGCCCUUCCAUAGAUGAUUUCCUCUGUGAGACCAAAUGUGAUGGAGUUUCCCGACCAGUGACGUCCAACACAGCUGUUUUGUCUUCAACACUGGAUCUGCUGGAUCUCAGCGAACCUGGUGAAAGGAAGAACAGCAAAGACAGGAAUAGCCUCUUGUCUUCCCGGUGUGACGGGCAGAAGAACAAUUCACACAAGAAAAAGACGGAUGAGACGGAGCUGAUUCAGGUGGAGGUGGAACAAACAGGAUCAAGCAUGCGAACCACAGAGAGGCGAUCGCUGGAUUCAGUUGGAUCAUUAGAUAAAUGGGAAGAGCUGAAUCCCAUCCCUGAGAAAAAUGGCAACAGAAAGUGGAAGUUGGAAAGACGGCGUUCCUCUAAAAAUUCCUCUAAUGAGUUUCUUUGGUCCAUAGAUUGCAAAACCCAAAUAGACUCAUCAAAUAAGAACACCUUGGAAGCGAAUGCCAAAGUCGAGCCAGAGUCCGCCCUUGCAUCACAACUCAACAGGCAGUAUAUUAGUGGAAGACAUGCUCGCCUGACGAAGGAGCACCGCUGGGGGAGCACCCUGCUUUCCAGACAUCAGUCACUGGAGGAAGAGUUUGAGCGUGCCAAGGCCGCCGUUGAGUCGGAUACCGAGUUCUGGGAUAAGAUGCAGGCGGAGUGGGAAGAGCUGGCGCGACGAAACUGGCUGACAGAAAACGAGCAGGCACAGAUCCCUUCCUCCGUAUCUCCACACGAGAAGGGUUACUACUUCCACACAGAUAAUCCCUAUAAAGAUUUUCCUAAUGCAUUUGAGGAGGGACUGAAGAAGUCUCGAGAGGGAGACCUGCCAAAUGCUGUGCUUUUGUUGGAAGCGGCCGUCUUGCAGGACCCAAACGACUCAGAGGCUUGGCAAGUGUUGGGAACCACACAAGCUGAAAAUGAGAAUGAGCAAGCAGCCAUCGUGUCCCUCCAAAGGUGUUUGGAGCUCCACCCCAACAAUCUCUUGGCCCUCAUGGCGCUGGCAGUGAGCCUGACCAACACUGGAAUGCGUCAUGACGCCUGCGAGGCCUUGCUUCGCUGGCUGAGACACAACCCAAAGUACAAAAACCUCCUGAAGAGCAAAGCUCACCUGGUAGGAUCCCCAAACUCCCAACGAAGAAUGUCCAGUGUUCCCAUGGGCAGGCAUGACAGCUCGCUGCUACCAGAGGUCAAAGAGCUUUUCCUGGAAGCAGUUCAGCAAAACUCGGACAACGUUGACCCGGAUUUGCAGACAGGCCUGGGGGUGCUGUACAAUCUCAGCGGAGAGUUUAACAAAGCUGUGGAGGCCUUUAAUACAGCCCUGUCAGUGCGACCUGAGGACUAUUUGUUGUGGAAUCGCCUGGGAGCCACGCUGGCAAAUGGGGACCGGAGCGAGGAAGCAGUGGAGGCUUACACGAGAGCCCUUGAGCUGCAUCCAGGGUUUAUCAGAUCUCGCUACAACCUUGGCAUCAGCUGUAUUAACCUGGGGGCACACAGAGAGGCGGCCAGUAACUUCCUGACUGCCUUAAGUCUGCAAAGGAAAAGCCAGAGUCAUCAGCAGUCCCACCAGGUGAUGUCUGGAAACAUCUGGGCAGCUUUGAGGAUAGCUUUGUCAAUGAUGGACCAGCCGGAACUCUUCCAGGCCGCCAACAUCGGAGACCUGGAUCUUUUAAUGCGGGCUUUUAACUUAGAUAUCUGAAGAGCGGGAGUCAGCGAUGAUCUCAUCUCCCCUUUAGCCAUCCUCCAAUCUCAGCCCAUUUAGUAAAAGCCCAGGGUGAGCACGUCAGAGUGGACAUGUGUUCAAGACAGAAGUGUGUCCUAUGCACAUCCGAAUGAACUACAGUCAUUCAAGCUGCCACCUUUUACCCUUUUUUUUUUUUUUUGGUAGCUUGGAGCAGGUUGUAGCGGCCGGUUCUUCCAGCGAUUUGGAGUGACUGCUUUGUGAUGAAAUUUGCACGGCAAUUUAUGAUUUCCCUGAAGAGCACAAGGACGAGCGAAGACUGUAUGAGCAAUGCCUUAGAGGACACAUCAAUUAAAAGCUGACUCAUCCAGUGGAACAGAGCUGAGACAGGGGCAAGAGCCAGUUUUAAGACUCCCAUAGAGGAAGCCUCACUAACUGUUUGCAAGAAAAAGGAGGUUAUAUGGGGGGGG